AUGGACGUGUCGCUGCAGUAUCCGCCGUCCUUCGAUGGCCGUCUCGUCAUGUAUCCCACACACAAAGAAGUGCGCGAUUAUUUUGCAUGGCGCCAGGCGGAUAGUGGCAAGUCAGAACGUGAGGCGCACGACACCCUCAAAGGCACAGUAUCUGCAGAGAAGCAUGAGAUCAUGUUCCAGCAGUUUGGCAUCAAUUAUGAUAAGCUUCCUGCAUUCUUCCGGAAAGGCACCACACUAGUAUGGUCGCCUAUCCCGGAUCCUCACCGCGCCAAGCCACGGACUGAACUACGCACACUUCAUGUUGAUAUUAUUGGCGACACAUUCUGGACACCACACUCUGAAAAGCAGCCACCUGCUGCUGCGGAUGAAGUCGCCCCCUACUAUGAUAAUCCCAAAAGGCUCUGCGGUGAAGGCCUAGGAAGCCAUCUCGGUCUGUAG
Malassezia sympodialis ATCC 42132 is the source of this 438-nucleotide messenger RNA. RefSeq lists its product as uncharacterized. The record is from RefSeq and is a predicted model, not a curated record. The transcript has 2 exons. NCBI's taxonomy places the organism in Eukaryota, Fungi, Basidiomycota, Malasseziomycetes, Malasseziales, Malasseziaceae. Gene Ontology annotation, biological process: tRNA modification. Bases 1 to 438 code for a protein of 145 amino acids. Gene Ontology annotation, molecular function: tRNA guanylyltransferase activity; magnesium ion binding.